Onthophagus taurus is the source of this 659-nucleotide messenger RNA. NCBI's taxonomy places the organism in Eukaryota, Metazoa, Arthropoda, Insecta, Coleoptera, Scarabaeidae. The record is from RefSeq and is a predicted model, not a curated record.
UACCACCUCCUGUCAUUCUAGCUGUUAGCAUUACAGGAGGUUAGCGCGUAACAUUAGGUUAUCUCGAAAACGGCUUUUACCACUCCGACUUAUGAGGAGGUUAAGUUUAUUGCAAGGUUAGGAGAUAUAUCUAGGGGAAUUUUAUGAAGACGGUUGGCCGAACGUAUAAAUGAUCUAAAAUUGGGUUAUUUGUAAAUGUUUGUAAACAACUUUUUGACAAGUGACAUUUCUUAGCGAUUGUCGUUGUGUAGUUGUCGUGAUUAGAAAACUAAGAGAAAAUGGCUAUGGAUUCCAUUCAAUCAACUUCAGGCGACAAAAAACGUCCGCGAUCAGUUAACUUUAAAAUGGAAGAGGUCGAUUUAUUGAUCGAAUUGAUCUCCGACCGAAAAAAAGUUAUUGAAAAUAAAAAAAGUGAUACCGUCACCUGGAAAGAGAAACAAAAUGUGUGGGAGGAGAUAGCGGCAACGAUGAGCGCUACAACGGGAGUAGCAAGGGACUCAAAAUCGUUGCGCACAAAGUAUGAAUUUUUAAAAAAAACCGUUCGCAAAAAAUGUGCGGACAUGAAACAGGAACAAAUGAAAACUGGUGGAGGUCCUUGUUCCGAAAUACAACUCACACCUAUCGAAGAAAAAAUUAAAGGUAAAUUUUAACACUUUGCC